Messenger RNA from Durusdinium trenchii, 333 nucleotides. The record is from the annotation of a GenBank genome assembly. Lineage: Eukaryota; Dinophyceae; Suessiales; Symbiodiniaceae.
AUGUUGGAUGCAGACGAGACAUCAGAGCUGUGUGAUGAUGCAGCUUCUAGUUGCUUGUCGAACGUACCGUUUAAGCCCUCAAGCAUUUGUUUGUACAAGACGAGUUUUGUGUGCCUCCAGAUGUUGCAUGAAGAUGCUGCAGGGAGGAGCAGUUUUGUAAUUUUUGUUUACAGUCCGCAGGGAUUUUGCUCAAUGCUGCAUGAAGAUGCAGCCUCAAUCCAGCCUGGACUUUCCUCUUCCCGUUGCAUGAAGAUGCUGCAGGGAGGAGCAGUUUGUCAUGUUUGUUUACAGUCCGCAGGGGAUUUUGCUCAAUGCUGCAUGAAGAUGCUGUAG